AUUCACACCCGCUCUCACGAGCCGAGGUCUCUUCUGACAACCAAAGAUCGCGAAAGAUCUGCCUUCAGUUUUCUGAGAAGAUGCCACCGGUACUUCCAACUUUCUCACCACAGGCCAAACGAAACUAUCUCUCGUCUUUGAGUACAGGUAUCCUUUUGCAAUAGUCAACUCAAUAAUUCAACCUUUCCACCAUGACAACGGCUACAGAGGACACCCCUCUUUUGUCCGGCAUUCCGACGAGCGAGGAUGAUCAGAAACGUCAAUCCUUUCGUCGUACUUCCUUAUCUGCCAAGAACGCAAAGCUUCGACCCGUCGAUGGAUUGUCUCCCCUCGCACCGGGUGGAGUGAUUACUUCCCUAGAUGGCUACACAACCAUUGCUCGACCACCUUCGGUCGUCAAGUCUCUCCCGGCAUUUGCUCCUUAUCGGCGCAAGGCUCGUCAUCGGUCCUUUACCAUUUGGUGGAUCAACGAAUUCCGUCACUGGUGGAAAUCCAGUCGACUGCUCGUCCGAUUGGCCGGGCUCUUUACAUUGGCAUUUACCGGCACGUUCCUGCUGCGCAUGAUUAACAUUACCGUGGAUCCACUCAAAAUGGCCAAGAAUACCAAAAAAGCCGUCAAGAUUGUCAAAAAAUUGGGACAAGGAGGACCCAUGCGAUUCUUUUUGAAAUACGUCAAACCCUUUACUCGCACCUUGCGAUUGUUUGUGGCAGGGUGGCGUUGGGCGGAAGCCUCUCAAUGUCGACGAGGAGAAGUGGGAACCGAGGAAGCCUUUGCGUUCAUGGGGAAUCGAGUCUCGCGCACGUUGGCUCGAUUGGCCGUGGACAGUCUUGUGGCCUAUGUCGUCAUGCCCAUGGCCUAUGAACUCUUUCAGUGGCUACAGUACGACGAUUGGUGGCAUCCCAUCACUGUGUUUAUAGUUCUGGGAAGCCUUCGCGCUGUGGCGCCAUAUGCGGCAUCCUUUCAAGGGUCCAGGGUGGGGCGAGUCCUGACGCGCCAAUUCUUUCGCGGGGCCAAACAUCGAUGGUUGCCGAUUCAACCCAUUACUACGCUCAAUCUACUGAGUGAUGAUUGUUGUGAACAGGAUGAAAUAUCUCAGACAGCUGAUCUGGCAGUGCUGGCCAAGGAAGUUGCCAAGGCGUUUGGCAAGGCAAAGGAAAUUGGCUUGGAUGGCAUGGAAGGGCAGAGAGAAAUCCUUAAGGAACAGGGCUUUCAUCAAGUAGGAGCUGGAAGUGGAGGGUAUGCGGUCUAUUUCUGUCGUCGCAAACCACCCAAUGGCUCGACCGACAUGACGAUUCUCCUUCAUGUGACACCCUACGGACCUUCUAUUUUGAAUGUCAUGCCUCGCUAUAUUGUCUUGGAAUUUGAGGAUUCGGUGGAUCGAAGAAAUCAUUGGUCAGAGUACAUUGCCCGGAAACAAUUUGAAGGCCCGCCUGUAGUCGAAGGCUACUGCUAUGGAGGCGCCUUUUUCAGUCCCCAUCACUUUGCCGAACUCAAAGAGAGAUAUGACAAGCAGUUGGUGACCUACCAAGUUGGGUGCAAGACGCUCUGCAAACAACGAACUGGACGCAAUCCCAAUCCGCCUUCUGACCUGAAAUCCCUCAAGACCUUUCUGGCUGAUGCUAAGAAACCCCGAAAGCGACGCCGAAACCAGCGGCAGUACGAGGAACUCCAAAAACAAGUCCACAGAGUCGCCAAGGAUUUGAAGCGAAUGAUGGCGAUGGCAGGAGAUCAGGCUCCCAAGGGAGUUAUCUUGUACUUUGAGGGUUUGGAUUGUGCCGGGAAAUCCUCGACGGGAGGAUUGGUCGAACAAGCCCUGGCAGAAGCCGGCUUUCAAGUUGCUACCAAGCAGUACAACCGUCCACCGACGCCGGAACAAAAGCUGAAACCCUGGAUGGAUCGAUUUGAAGUUCCUGAGACGACGACGACGACUGUUGGUUUGGCGGUUCCCAGCGGCAGUAGCAAUGAAGAGCAGCAGGAGACUGCGCAGUCGUUGCUUAACAAGCAUAGUGCACUGGUUUGGGAUCGUGGUCCGUCGGGAGACUUUGUGUACAAUCCAGAGUACAGAGCAUUGCCCAUGGAGGAUCGUGAGAAACUAUACAAAGAAUUUAUGGACUUUGAUCGAGAAUGCCUCUCCAAGGGCAUUUUGUUCCUCAAGUUAUUAUUUGUCGCCAACAGAGACUCCAUUGCCUCCACGCUUGGAAAACGCCUGGCACAGAAGCAAAUGGCGCACGACCUUCGUAUCUGGCACAAAGCGUCCAAGGGCGGUGAAGUCGACUCGGACGAGGGGUUUGAAGGUUUGGAUGCGAUUGAAAACCACCUGGAUCCAACCGACUUUGUGGCCUUCAACAGCUACCAAACCAAUCUACGUAUCUUUGCCAACUGUGCUAUGAACACGAAUACCCCUGAGAAUCCUUGGAUUGUCGUGAAUACCGGAGACCGCUUUGCCGCUCGGAAGGCGUUGCUGCGUGCCUUCCAAAUCAAAUUGGACCGUUUCAGGAAGGGGGACUCCAAUUGCUGCAAUGCAACAACAUCAACACAAUCACGGGCUCCAACUGCCGUUACAGAAGAGGAAAUGCUUGAGAAAGGAUUUCAGAGGGCUCCUCCAAUUGGGUUGAUCGUGUCGUUGAUGGGAAUGCUGAUCAUUCUCUUUUACUACUCUUCCAACACUACUUUCAGACGCCCAUCUGAUAUCUUCAGAGAUACCUGGAUCAACAUUGAAGACUUGCUCCCUGUGGAUGACGAGGAAGCUGGUAGCAAUAGUUAGCCAGUGUGGCAAAGCAUCAGGCAACGUCCAGACAAGAUCAGAAAACAACCACAAACGGAACUGAGAAGGCUCUUUGAUUUUUCUCAAGCACUCAUGAGGGUACCGUACGGAGCAGGCCUAAGCUUUGCCCACCAGACCAGCAGACCGGGCCCUGCAAAAUGGGCCCUGCAAAAUGGGCCUUCCGUCAACGACACAGGCGAAGCAACCCGGGUAAGGCAGACCUGGCGAAUCGAAUCCGCUUGCCUGAACUGUACAGUAGUUUUUAUAAUUUUUAUAAUUAUAAGCAAUUCGUGAAAACUACAC
Seminavis robusta is the source of this 3068-nucleotide messenger RNA. The record is from the annotation of a GenBank genome assembly. NCBI's taxonomy places the organism in Eukaryota, Bacillariophyta, Bacillariophyceae, Naviculales, Naviculaceae.